Molecule: messenger RNA, 5643 nt
Organism: Drosophila santomea
Lineage: Eukaryota; Metazoa; Arthropoda; Insecta; Diptera; Drosophilidae
Product: protein split ends
Exons: 6
Coding region: 249-3857 (1202 amino acids)
Molecular function (GO): RNA binding
Source: RefSeq, a predicted model, not a curated record
UACCGAUUGCAUCCCUAAAAAAAAAUACUGCGUGUGAAAAAGACCCGAACUUUUCGCAUACCUUUUGGGUGCCUAUUUAUCAAGCGGAAAAGCGCGCUCUACUGAUCAGAUCGAUUCGAUCGCAAGACGACUGUUCAAAAUGUUAUAAAGCACCGCUCCGUGUCCGUAGACAGUCGCUGUUCUACUUCUCUAAAUAACACACACACACGCGCGCGCCGCCGAGUGUCAACAGCUGCCCUGGCGAAAAAAUGUCGGACAUUAACGAUGACCUGCUCAACUAUGAGCUGGGCGACGACAUCGAUGACCAGGCUCUGCUCGGCGCCGACGAGGAUGAGUUGCUACUCUCGGACGAAGAGCUCGAAAAGGAUGUCACCAGCGAGGUAAAGCAGCAGAUGCGCGCCGAGGCCGAGGAGUGGGCCCAGGAGCAGAUUAGACAGCACGAGCGCAAGCACAAGGAGCAAUUGCAGGCAGGUGCGACUGCAGCGGCUGUUACAGUUGCAGCCACGGCCACGACAGAGGUGGCACCUUCAAAGGCGCACCCAGAGCACGCCCCAACUCCUGUGUCGGAUCCUGUUCCUGCAAAUCCUCCAGUCGCCCAGGUGGAGAAACAUAUUGAGCACCACACGGCUGUGGCAGCUGAGCCAGCGAAUGAACUGCUAACGGCCAGUCGCUCGGAUCCGCCAGUACAGCAUUCUAAGGCGGAUGCGCCUUCAGGUGAUGGAACCGAAAAGGAAGCGACUCAGAAUAAUGGCAACAGCGAGGAGCCAGCAGAGAAUGCUGGCAGUCAGAGGGAAGGUGAACGAGGACUGGGCUUGUGCUCGCUACUGGCCUCAUCCCAGGAGAGCCUGCCCAGCGCCAGCUCUGCCUCUGUGAUUUCAGAGCUGCCCGAUCCGCGCGAGGACGACGAAGAGCGCGAGGAGCGCACCAACUACAAGACGGCCAGCGAACGAUCCGACAACAAUCUGCGCCAGCAACAGGAACACGCACACAUGUCGCCCUACCAGCACCAGCAGCGCCGACACCACGGCCAUGGAGACAAACCCCGCGUUGGCGGAGGUGGACGUUAUAUGCAUGGCCAGCAGCAGCAACAGAGCCAGAUGGGCAAGCCGCCGCGUGGAAUCGGAACUCGCCACCAUCUGCUACGCAACCCCUCGCCAAUGUUUGGCAUUCAGCAGCAGCGCAUGGGCAUGGCCGGAAUGCAGCCGCCGCCACAGCUAUACGGCAUGCCGGGUAAUGCUCAACAACCGCAGCACCUGGCUCUGAUGAGCACGCCAGUGGGUGCUGCUACCACCGCCGCCUGUCUUCUCCCACUAACCGUUCCCGUAACACCCCUCACCCUGUCCAUACCGCAAGCCCAUCCCAGCCAUCAAGUUCAUCAACAACAACAGCAAACACUGAGCAAUCCAACAUUCAUUCCAAUUCCAGGCCAGUACCCGACAACUCAGCCACCCAACCAGUCACCACAACAAGCACCGACCAACACACAACAGCCACACAGCGCUCCCGCCUCUCCCCUCCACACUCCCACGCAUUCGCACAUGAUGCACCACAGUCACAAUCCGAACGGAGGCGUGCCGCCCCAUCUGCUGCCGCAUCCGCACGAGCAGGUGCGUGUGGGUCUGCUGCAGCCACCGCCGCUGGCGUACGCCCCCAAUCCGGGUGGCUAUCGCAAUGGAGCACUUCUGGGUCCGGGACCUGGACCUGGGCCGCACCAGCAACACCAGUCGCCGCACCAGCAGCAGUCGGGCAUGCGUCCGCCGCUGUACCGAAACGCCCCGCCAUCGUACGGCUACGACCAGGGUCAUCCACCCCAGCAUCCUCCGCAGUUUAUGCGGCCGCACAACGGCUGGCGAUCGCCGGGCGACAAUACGCGCAUGCAGCGACCCCCACUGCAGACGCUGCCACCGCACAUGAUGCCCGGCGCACCGCCGAACUAUGCCAACGGCAUGGGGAUGCGAGGUCCGCCGCCCCCGCAACAACAGUCGCAGCAGCCGCAGCAGCCGCCAGCACCGCAGCAAGCGGGCAAUCCUUUACAGCAGGCCGCCAAUCCUGGCCAGCCGCCGCAGCAGCCGAAUGGACCGCCGCAGCAGCAGGGCUCUUCAUCGGUGCCUCGGGUCAGCAAGGUGCUCAUCAAUCCGAAUUUCAAGGGUGGAGUCGAAGCGGCUACAAACAAGUUCAUUAAGGAGACCCAUUUUAUGCCCGCCAUCAAUAGCGAGGCCGAGUUGCUGCGCCAGCAGGAGGAGUUCAUCAACAAGAAUCGCCAGUACUUUGAGAAGAGACGCAUGGAACGCUCGCCCCCGUCGUCGGGCUCCGCCACCGGAGCCGCAUCCUCCGGACAGGCAGGCGAACGGAGGCGGACACGUAGCCGCAGCCGCUCCCGUGGCCGCAGUUACUCACCCGUCAAGCGCAUGGAGAGGGAUCGCGAGCGGGAGCGGGAACGCGAGAGGGAUCGUGAAAGGGAGCGGGAUCGGGAGCGCGACCGUGAGCGCUAUGGAGGCGCCAAUCGGGCGGCAGGAAACCGAGGGUUCCGAAGGGCAUCCAGUCGGGAUCGGGACGAGAAUCGUGGUGCAGCAAGCACAGCCAGUGCCCAAGGAGCGGGCGGAGCAGCAUCCAGCGGCGCUGCGCCGCCCAAGCGACGGAGGAGUGGCUCGGCUGGUGGUGGCACUGCCCGCAAUCCAUUCUCUGGCGAGCCGCGCGGCCGACCAUCGGAAACAGGCAGCCGCAGUAUGCCCAGCGACGAGGACGAGGAGACUCGCAACUACCGCCUGGAGAUCGAGAAGCAGAAGCAGCUGCGCGAGAAAAUCAUGCGGGACAAGGAGCUAAAGCGUCGGCGCGCAGCCGAGGAGAAACUACACGAGGAGAAACGCGCCGAGCAGCACAAUUCGCCAGCCCGCGACGACCAGGAGGUGGCCGCCGGACAAGGAUCUGCAGUGUCGACAGGUGCUGCGUCAAAGCAUCGGCCUGCCCAGUCAGUCGGCGAGCGCAAGGUGAUCUCGCUAAAGCGUCGCGAUGAUCAGGAUGUGGGUAACGUUCGCAGCAGGCAGACACAGGGAUCGCAGUCCCAGCUACAGUCCAAUGCUCAGGCAACCCAAGGCCAGCAGCAGCAGCAGCAGCAGCCGGCGCGCAAGCAACUAACGGCGGCAAAGAUAGCGCCAGAGGCAAAGCGCAGCAUAACCGAUCACCUGGCGCCAUCCUCCAAGCAGCAGCCGCAUCAUAAUCAGCAGCAGCAACAGCAGAUGACUGCAGUGGCGCCGGCGAGAACGGUGGGUGCGGGAUCGGGAUCGGGAGCUGCGGCCGGCGGCACACCGCCAAAGCCGCGUGAUAUGCUGCGCCUGGGCACGCCCAGCGACGAUGAAGUGGAGCUGGACUACGAUGACGAUGACCUGCUGCUGGACGAGGAGGAUCGUUUGUUGGCCACGCCAUCGCCGCCGCCGCAAAAGGCGAGCAGCAAGAGAUCGGCCACUCCGGAGCUGUUGGUGGUCAAGCGCAACCACAAGGCAAUGCGCGGCGGGAGCUCGACGUCAGCCCAGCCCAGCUUUAGCUCCAACCAGCGGCGGGUGGUGUUGAAACCGAACAGCAAUGGCAGCAGCGGCAGCGGUGGAGAUCAGCAGCAGUCGUCGCAUGGCGGCAGGCAGCGGGAUCGGAGGCGAGGUGGAGAGGAUAGCGCACUGCAGCGGAAGGGCGGAGCAGGAGGUGGUGGCGGAGGAGGCAGCAGCUCGGGAUCUGGCGGAGGGAUCUUCGAUCGGCUGGAGAAGCGUCAGGCCGUCUCGGGAGGAGGGAGCAGCGGUGGAGGCGGCGGAAGCAGCCAUAAGCAGCGCUCCAAGGCGCCUGCCCGCAUCGUACUCAAGCACGAUUGAUAAGAAUAUUUAAAUUAAGCGUAACCUUUUCUAUAUCGAUUAUCUCUGUAGUGGAUAGCAGAUGUACGACGAUGGGGAAGAGUAGUGCAGUAAGCGGAACAUUAGCUUUAAGAGUUAUAAAGUUGCAAGUUGUUGAGCUGUAGACUUGUAUACCCAAUGUCUAUAUAAAUAGCGGAUUAUACAUAUAUGUAGAUGUCAUGUAUUUGGUGAGUAUACGUGUGGGUGUCUACCCCGUACUCCAUACGGUAUACUAUAAAUAUAUAUAUAUAUAUUUAUAUAUAUAUAUAUAUAUAUAGAAAUUCAUUUAGCUUUAAGUGUACAAAUCUUAUCAAUGACUAAAACGUGCUUCGUUUUCUUAAUCGCAAUUUGUAUUUAAACGUAGAAUUAAGUGGGAUGCUUAAAGCUUGACCUGGACAAGAAAACAAAACAAUUACCAUAACUAACUAUAGCAACACAAACUAGAAUCCAAAUGUGCAUACUAUGUGCAUGCCUAUAGCCUAUGUAAUCAAUUGAAAAAUAUUUACACCUCUAUCUAUAUAUUUAUGAAUACUUCAAUUUAGUUUUAAGCGCAAAACCUGAGCGUCUACCUUUUUUAUGAUGACGAUUCUAAAAGAUUUUAUUGAAAGAAAGAAAAUUUAAGAAGUGCAAAUGGUUCUUAGGAAUUUAACAUAUACCUAAAUUAGUUAUUUGAUUUAUUUUAUACAUUGUGCCCCGUUGAUUGUAAAUGAAAUUUAUUGUCUGUCCUAUUGUGUUCUAUGUAACUACUAUAAACCCACAUACAAAACUAUGUUUGCUUGUGAACUAGUUUAACUAAUAAACCUGAAAUAUUGUAGCAUAUUACGUGAAUACGUAAAUGUACACAAAACGCAAUACCAUAAUGGCCUGGAAAAACGCAGACACAGAAUGGUACCGAUCACUGGUAAUGCAGAAAAAUCAAACCAUACAAUAGCACAUAGCAUAGCACAUAGAAUACCACAUGCCACACAUUUAACUUUAACUUAAUUGGCCAGUUAAAGAGUAAUCAGCGGAUUAAAAUCUUUGCUGGUGGACCGCAGAGUUGACGAUUGAUGGAUACCCUAGCCACUAAGUAAAAUUGUACAUACUACGAUCGCACUAUUCGUCUAGCCUCAUUUAUGUAAACAUACCACACUUCCUUCGACAACUGAGAACAUAUGUCCCAAUUAAAACAGCAGCCAUAACUUCAUUUAGAUUAUUUGCGUCGAAGAAAUUGCGAAAUGCCUAGGCUAAAGAGAUUGUUAAAUUAUUGCCACUCCCACUUCCCAAAAAUAAAAAUAUAUACUUAAAUCCUUGAAAGAUAUGCAAGAACCAUUGUCAUUGGACAGCAAGCGUUGUGCUUUGCAACUAUUCUCAGAGCAGGAUAAUAUCUAGAAACCCCAAUUGUAUCGAUAAGCUCAUGAUUAUGUUAAUAUGAGUCAUUUUUAUUGUAAGUUAGCUAACUAGAUGACAUGAAAUGUACUAAAGCCGCUCUAAUGAAUUCGCUUCUAAUCCCAAAUUGGUACAAGCUUGACUUUGCAUUAAUGUAAUUGGCACAUUUAGUCAUGUGACAACACAAAGAGAUACAAAUGUAACUAUCUAUCUAUGUAUGUGGCAAAGGUCAAGCUAAUGCGUGAAAACGUUUAAUUGUUGAGGGUCGCUGGAAACACUAGAAAAUGAUAAGAUUUAAAUGGAAGCGCAUAAAGAAGUCGUAUAUGCCUAGGUAUACGUAUAACUCUAGUAAUCGUAAUGCUACACAAUAUGAUAUAAUAUAUGGACUAAUAAAAACCAA